Messenger RNA from Pteronotus mesoamericanus, 5004 nucleotides. It is a transcript of the gene WASF3, whose product is annotated as WASP family member 3. NCBI's taxonomy places the organism in Eukaryota, Metazoa, Chordata, Mammalia, Chiroptera, Mormoopidae. The transcript has 12 exons. Gene Ontology annotation, biological process: actin cytoskeleton organization; positive regulation of Arp2/3 complex-mediated actin nucleation. The coding region runs from base 415 to 1923 and encodes 502 amino acids. Gene Ontology annotation, molecular function: Arp2/3 complex binding; actin binding; protein kinase A regulatory subunit binding. Gene Ontology annotation, cellular component: lamellipodium; SCAR complex; cytoskeleton. The record is from RefSeq and is a predicted model, not a curated record.
GCCGGAGACGGCGUCGCUGGCGCCGCUGCGUGUGGUGUGGUGCGAAGCGAGGGUGCCGGGCGGCGGCGGCGGCGGCGCGGCGGGACCAUGGAGCUCGGAGUGCAGCCUCGGCGCCGCUGUCCGCAGCGCGGACCGUUUUAAUUUUGAUUUGCUGUUACUACUGAUAUCUGAGCCAAAGUGGUGAUGCUGCCUGAGGGAAAUUUCUACAACCUUUAAGUCAACACUGACACGGAAUGUGGCAGGUGCUCAGAAAGUAUUUCUUGGAUGCAAGAACAAAGGUAUGAAGAAAGGAGGAAGAAAAGCAAAGGCUGAUUAUACACUGACUGCGUUCUGGCUCUUUAGAUACCUGGCAUCUCCUAUUCUUAAACUUUGUUGGGGACAGUUGGCGUAGUUCUGUGGCACAGAUUGUGAGCCAUGCCUUUAGUGAAGAGGAACAUCGAACCCCGGCAUCUGUGCAGGGGUGCCCUGCCUGAAGGGAUUACCAGUGAACUUGAAUGUGUAACCAAUAGUACCCUUGCUGCUAUCAUACGCCAGCUAAGCAGUCUGAGCAAACAUGCUGAAGACAUAUUUGGUGAGUUGUUUAAUGAGGCGAACAACUUUUACAUCAGAGCAAAUUCUCUUCAAGACAGAAUUGAUCGCCUUGCUGUCAAAGUUACCCAACUGGAUUCAACAGUGGAAGAGGUGUCACUACAGGAUAUCAACAUGAAAAAAGCUUUCAAAAGUUCCACAGUCCAAGACCAGCAAGUGGUUUCGAAGAACAGCAUUCCUAACCCUGUUGCUGACAUCUACAACCAGAGUGAUAAACCACCUCCUCUGAAUAUUCUCACACCCUACAGAGAUGAUAAAAAGGACGGGCUGAAGUUCUAUACUGAUCCUUCCUAUUUCUUUGACCUCUGGAAAGAAAAAAUGCUACAGGACACAGAAGACAAAAGGAAAGAGAAAAGGCGACAAAAGGAGCAAAAGCGUAUAGAUGGCACAACCCGUGAGGUGAAAAAGGUUAGAAAAGCCAGAAACAGGCGCCAGGAGUGGAAUAUGAUGGCGUAUGACAAAGAGCUCAGACCCGACAACAGGUUGUCUCAGAGUGUGUACCAUGGAGCAUCUUCCGAGGGAUCCCUGUCCCCAGAUACUAGGUCUCAUGCAUCGGAUGUCACAGAUUACUCUUAUCCGGCCACUCCCAACCAUUCUCUUCACCCGCAGCCUGUCACCCCUUCCUACACAGCGGGUGACGCGCCCUCACAUGGGCCAGCUAGUCAGGCCCCUGAGCAUGAGUACCGACCUCCCUCUGCCUCAGCGAGGCACAUGGCCCUGAACAGACCUCAGCAGCCGCCCCCGCCACCCCCACCGCAGGCUGCAGAGGGGUCCCAAGCCUCGGCACCCAUGGCUCCAGCAGACUAUGGGAUGCUCCCUGCCCAGAUCAUUGAAUAUUACAACCCCUCAGGACCGCCUCCUCCCCCACCACCCCCCAUGAUCCCUUCAGCACAAACUGCCUUCGUCAGUCCUCUCCAGAUUCCCAUGCAGCCCUCCUUUCCAGCAUCAGCUGGAUCCUCCUACCCUGCGCCUCCUCACCCACCCUCCACUGGGCUGGUGGUCACAGCUCCGCCUCCUCCGGGCCCCCCACCACCCCCACCAGGCCCUCCUGGCGCAGGCAGUUCUCUCUCGUCCUCCCCCAUGCAUGGCCCUCCAGUAGCUGAGGCAAAGAGACAAGAAACUGCACAACCACCCAUAAGCGACGCUCGCAGUGAUCUUCUUGCUGCUAUUCGAAUGGGAAUUCAGCUAAAAAAGGUACAAGAGCAGCGUGAACAAGAGGCCAAGCGCGAGCCAGUGGGGAAUGACGUGGCCACGAUCCUGUCCAGACGCAUUGCUGUGGAGUACAGUGACUCUGAUGACGACUCGGAGUUUGAUGAGAAUGACUGGUCUGACUGAGGUGGUGCACAGGGCAGCAUGGUGACAAGGCUGGUGGCCAGCCAGGAGACUGUGUGUGGGAAGUGUAUUGAAAAUCUUAAGUGUUCUCAACACCCAAAUAGGGGUAUUAUAAUCCUGUAGCUUAGCAACUUUUGUAUUAAUAACGUGAUAUUGCUUUUGCACAUCCAAAAGUUUUGAGUUCUUUAAGCAUUUACUGUGUAAUACUUAAGUGCCACUAAACAUAGGAAAUCGUGCUGCACACGAGGAAUAUGCUGUAACUAUUGCAUUGUCCUGAAAACAGCAUUUUGCUUCCUUUUUCUUGGUUAUGCAAGUGUUUAGUGCAGUUUGGGUUUACUCGUACCUUAUAAUUCUGCAGACUUGCUGUGUGUUUGUGAAGCUGCUUGGUGUUAGGCCUUGGCAAGAUUAAUGACUGUGUGUCAGAGUGACGUCUUCCAAUCAGUAAGUGAUAUCAUUUCAAUUUUUUGUGUGUGGGUUUCAGAAAUUGGUUCUAGAGAGGAAGAUUUAACAAGUAAGGAGAAUCAAACGCUUCUGCUUUCAUUUUCUUCACGUGGUAGACUCCGUGAAUUUGAAUGUUCUGUUGAGUAAUGUCAUUGACUUUGCACGCUCUUAUAAAAUGUGAAAUUGGAAAGGCCCUUUCCAGGCAGGACUCCCAGUGGGCGUUCAUUAAGUCAUUGCUUGUUGAUGAUUUCUCUAAGAGGUAAACAGCUCAGCGGUAAUGAAAAUGAGGAACAGGGUCCUUUCCCCUUCAGCUUGAGCACCAGACCCGCAGAGCAGUCAUCAGUGGUCUAGGAGCUGCGGGCGGAGCUGCUGGGUGUGGGCUCUGGAUGCGAAGGAGACCUCCCUUCCCGGGAGACCUCCCUUCGCGGGAGCCCUGUCCUAAGUAAGGCCAGUUGGAGUUCUUAGCUCCCUGCGUGCUCCAGAUGGCACCUCGCUCCACAUGGUCUGAACUCUAAGCCUAGGUGUAGGUGAAUGUAGACGUUGCCAGCUCUUUUAGAUUAGGGAUCCAUCUCAGGAGUGGGGCCUUUGCUCUGUCCUAGAAGCACACGGUUCUCUUUUCUCAGACUGUUGUCAGCACAUUACAUUUUAACAAGUACCUCAGAUUAGAUUAGACCUGUAGCUGUAGCAGAUUGUGUUCCUUUCACCUUUGCUCUUCCCACUACUCUUCCCACAUGGUAAUGUGGAGACCUGUGGGGUUCAUAUUCCUGGUGAAGGCAAAUGUGAGGAAACUCAAAAAUGAGAGCUUAUAUUUUGUAAUUUUGGAUGAAGGAUAACUGCUUGUCUAGAAUAAACAACACCCCCAGGCUUUGAUUAUAAAUAGGACUGCACAAAUACACUAAGAUGCUUUAUUUACUAAUGAGUUCUUACCUAGGCCCAGCAUUUGAAACAGAUGGCAGGUACCAGUGACACUCCGUCAUGAUGAAGGAAUCUUUAGCUAAAAACAAGAGUUGUUUGGGUUGGUUUGGGUUGAUGGUAGGAAUGUAAAGUAUAAACAGGACUGUAACUGUAGAGUUGCGUUAAUGAGUUCCCCUGAGGAAAUGAACCACCCCCCUUUCCCCAGCAUGUCUGUGUGUCCCUGAGUGGACCCUGGCUUGGCUUGUAUGUGGCCAUCGUAUAAAGCCUGUGUGUUGGGUUUUAGUCCAUAGGUUUUGAAACUCUGAGAAGCCUCAUGUCUGCAUCUCCUUUCCAAGGCCAUGAUUAUACCAGGUCAUUGCGCCUCUUCAGCCAUACUGGCCGUUCAGGCACAUGCUUCUGGAGUUUCCGUUUCUUGGAGCUAGUCACCACUUGGUUAUCACCAUAAUUUUGUUCAAUAUAUUAAGUAAUAGUUAUUAAUGAACCUUUAAAUUUCUCUCCUUUUUUUUUAAUGUAGAGGUCUACUCUGUUGGCAUUAUUCUUGGGGUUUUAUAAUUUUUAGUCUUAUUUUUGUCUUUAUAUAACAGUAUUUUGCCUUUAUUACAGUAUUUUGUCUUUUUGUUACUUUUGGAUUAGGAGUUACCUGCAAUUCUAGAACUCCUAUUUGGUGAUGCUUCUUUGUUUUCAUGUCCCUUCUGUUCUCAGGAUGGAGAGAACACGUAAAGCUACUAUCUAUGUCAGCUUUCUUCUGUUUAUAUCUUAUUACCAUAAAAUCAGUGGCACUUUAUUCAUAAGCCUAUUAUUUAAUAGUUUUCUUCCUCUAAUUAAAUCAACAAGUUAUUUUUCAACUUGAUUUUCUGACUAGUGAAAAACUUUGUGCCCUGAGGUGUUAUCUAGCAUCUAAAAUAAUAGAAAAGGACUGAAAUUCAAUUCUGAUUAUUUUUUGCAGUAUUUUUCUCAGCAAAUCUGAUUGAUUCUAAAAUUUAAAUUCAGACUUUUUCUAAUACGGUAUUACAUGAAAAGAAAAAAGUGAUUAUUUUGAAUGUUCAGCUUUCAUUUUCAAAAAGUAUUUACCAAAACAGAGAAAAAGCAUUUAAAAGCAUAUAUCAUAUCUGUGAAUUUUACAUUUUAAAGUAGUUAUAUAUUAUUGUAAAAUUACUCUAAAUUGUCUCUAGUCUUUUCUCCCCCUGUGUAUUUUACUUUAAUUUCUUACAAGCUUGCUUUCAUAUUAUAGAUUAGGCUGAGGGGAUGAAAUUACUCAGUAUCACACAUUAGCAACACUAACAUGAUAUGGUUGAUUUUCUUCUGUUCUCCCUAAACCAAACCAUAAGAUUUGGUUCCCUUACAUUUUUCUUUAGUGAAAGUAUAGUGUUAGAGAAUUAACAUUUUUCUUUCAGUGACUUUUUAGAAUAUCAAAAUCUUUCUGAGUACCAAAUGGCUAGGUUGUGAAAGUUUUGUAAUAAUUUGCAACUGAAAUACAUGAUACAUUUUAAUCCGUUAAAGACUGGUGGGGAUGUAUCAGCCAGAGUAGCAAGUGCUUUUUGUUUUCUAAAUCAGAGUAUCUGUCAUCCUGCAGUAAUACCAAUGCUGAUAUAAAUUGAACUUAAAGUGGUAUUAAAAAAAAAACCUCCUGUUAAACAAUUUUUAUCUGUUUGUAUAUCUUACUAUAGAUUAUGUAUAAGUAACAUCUAAAUAAAAUUACACUUUUAACCCUAAAAGGCUUGGCAUAUU